AGAAAUUGACUAAUUAGCAAUGCGCACUAAAACUUGACGGUUCUCUCUAUAACAGCGAGGGAAAGACUCGGUUUUUCUCCCCCUUUCUCUUUUCUUUCUUCCAUAGAUGUUUGAAAUCGCAGUCAUUUACGCUCGACAGUUUUUACAAUAGCCUUGAGCCAUAAUUUUGCGAGUCUCUCCAGCAUCCAUACCCCUGCAUGGUCUCUCUCCACCGGCCAUGCACGACCGUUUCUCUCCCCAACCGUGGAUUUCCUAUUACUCUCGUUACGACUCACUGAGCCCCAGGCCCAAGGAUAAUGAUGUGUUGUUUCUUGGUAGCAUAAUUUGUCACACGUAUAUUUCUUCUUCUUCUUCUCUUGCAGAAAGCACAGCUCCCUCUCACACACUCACACACUUCUUGUUAAUUCAGAAGAACAAAUUAUCAACGUCAACAAAUAACCUGAAAUAGUGACUUUAUGAGUUGAAAUCAAUCAUUAUUUUGAGGCACCGACCAUAGACUUUUAAAGGAAAGGAAUACAGCUAAAGAAAAGGAGAACAAAGGAAAGCCAAGUGAGAAUAUUGGGAACCUAAAGCUUUACUUUCUUUUUUGUCAAGAUCGUAAGUCAGGUGGCGUUAACAGUCAGGAAGUCAUGUCCAGAUCCGGUGAUAGAACCUCCACCUUUGACCCUACACACAGUGACACCCUGCUGCACGGGCUCAACCUGCUAUGGAGGAAACAGCUUUUCUGUGAUGUGACUCUCACUGCCCAGGGACAGCAGUUCCACUGCCACAAAGCCGUGCUGGCGUCCUGCUCACAGUAUUUCAGGUCUCUCUUCUCCAGCAGUCAUAUGCUCAACAACGAGGGGACCAACAACAACAAAGACCAGGGGAGCAGUGGUACCCCGUCUUCCUCCCCCGAUGACAAGCUGAUGGCCAGCCCCCGGCCCAUCAACAACUUGGUCCUUCAGGGCUGCUCCUCCAUCGGACUACGGCUAGUGCUGGAGUACCUGUACACUGCCAAUGUCACGCUCUCCCUGGACACUGUGGAAGAGGUGCUCUCGGUCAGCAAGAUCCUCAACGUCCCUCAGAUCACCAAGCUCAGCGUGCAGUUCCUCAACGACCAGAUCUCUGUGCAGAACUACAAGCAGAUCUGCAAGAUCGCGGCGCUGCACGGCUUGGACGAGACCAAGAAGCUGGCCAACAAAUACCUGGUGGAAGAUGUGCUGCUGCUGAACUUUGAGGAGAUGUGCGCCAUGCUGGAUGCUCUGCCGCCCCCGGUGGAGUCGGAGCUGGCCCUCUUCCAGAUGUCGGUCCUCUGGCUGGAGCAUGACCGGGAGACUCGCAUGCACUACGCCCCAGACCUGAUGAAGAGGCUGCGCUUCGCCCUCAUCCCGGCCCCAGAGCUGGUGGAGAGGGUGCAGUCGGUUGACUUCAUGAGGAGUGACCCGGUAUGCCAGAAGCUGCUGAUGGACGCCAUGAACUACCAUCUGAUGCCCUUCAGACAGCACUGCAGGCAGACCACAGCCAGCAGGAUUCGUUCCAAUAAGAGGAUGCUGUUGUUGGUGGGUGGCUUGCCCCCUGGACCCGAUCGACUCCCCAGUAAUCUGGUCCAGUACUACGAUGACGAGAAGAAGACAUGGAAGAUCCUCACUAUAAUGCCUUACAACAGUGCCCAUCACUGUGUGGUGGAGGUGGAAAACUUCAUACUACUGCUUGGUGGAGAGGACCAGUGGAACCCCAAUGGAAAGCACAGCACCAAUCAUGUCAGCCGUUAUGAUCCACGAUUCAACAGUUGGAUACAACUUCCUCCUAUGCAGGAAAGGAGAGCCAGUUUCUUCGCCUGCUGCCUGGAUAAGCACCUGUAUGUGAUUGGCGGGAGGAACGAGUCGGGCUACCUCUCCAGUGUGGAGUCCUACAAGCUGGAGACUAACGAGUGGAACUACGUGUCCUCCCUGCCCCAGCCUCUUGCCGCACACGCUGGAGCAGUGCACAAUGGGAAAAUAUACAUCUCAGGAGGAGUCCACAAUGGAGAGUACGUAUCCUGGCUGUAUUGCUACGACCCCAUCAUGGAUGUGUGGGCCAGGAAACAGGAUAUGAACACAAAGAGAGCUAUUCAUGCCCUGGCUGGGACGAACGACCGCCUCUACGCUAUCGGGGGCAACCAUCUGAAAGGGUUCUCUCACCUGGAUGUGAUGCUGGUGGAGUGUUAUGACCCCAAAGCGGACCAGUGGAACAUCCUCCAGACGCCCAUCCUGGAGGGCCGCAGUGGCCCCGGCUGUUGCAUACUGGACGACAGCAUCUUCCUAGUGGGCGGAUACAGCUGGAGCAUGGGAGCCUACAAGUCUUCCACCAUAUGCUACAGCCCAGAGAAGGGGACCUGGACAGAGCUAGAGGGAGAGGUGGCUGAGCCCUUAGCAGGCCCAUCCUGCUCCACUGUCACACUGCCUGCCUGUCUGCCUUUCAACAAAUAACACAUCACUAGAUACAGAGCAGGAUGAGGAGGAAAAUAGGUGAGGAAGAGGAUGGGGGAUGGAGAAAAGGACCAUCGAUAAACAAACAUUUGUAAACAAAUUUUGUGAUGAAGUACUCCAAUCAGCCGAUGGGAUGUGUAUAAAUUAUUUUUUUACAGGUUUGACAAAAGAGCACUUUCGUUAUUAUUGCCUACUGAAGGUUUGAAAAAGUAAGUAAUCAUGUAUUUCAUGUAUUUAAAUCCCCAUCUGUGUUGAACUUUUUCCAGACAAUAGUCACAUUUCAUUUCAGAUUUUUUCUUUAAUCGAUAGUAAGUGUUUUUGGCUUAUCUUGAUAUAGCACGCAUAGUGUUUAACUGAAUUGUUAUAGCUUUAAAAAAUCAAUUUGUAUCUUGUUAUUAGUAGGAGACAUAAAUCCAAAACAGAAUGCAGUGUUGUUAAAAAGAAUUGACACUGGAAACAACCUGUCUGUCGACCAAAUCACACUGAAACUGAGUUCUGGUUAAUAUGCUCUUUUUUUCCAACCAAAAUCGUGAUUCUGUGUACAGUAUAUUGUAAACCAGAGACUAACUAACAGUUCAUCUGCAGCAAAUUAAUCAUUCUUUAAGCUGCAAGCAAGAACAAUUUUUACAUUCAACAUCGAUUCUGACCUUUGUAAAAACGGCACUAAAAACUAAUAUGGUUAUUUAAGGAUGGUACAAUCAAAUGAUUAUUAUUCAUUGCUAGCCAUUGGUAUACACGGGUAGCAAUUUUAACUGAGUGAUAAGGUAGGUUUUAUGUUUUAUGUUCAAUGUUACCUGUUAAUGUUUAACAGAGCCUAUUUCCAGAGAGCACACAAUAAAUUCCUCAAAAAGGGUACAUCCCAUUUACGAUUAUGAUAAAGCACACAGUGGUCCUCAAUGCACUAAUGGUGAACCUUAAAAACAGUGGUGUGUAAGAAUGGUUCACAAAACUAAAAGUUUGUUGAAUUGUUGUUAAUUUUAGUAUACUAUGUUCAGAAACAUGAUGAAAAGUGAAUUCAACUGUCAUGUCUGCGUUCUACUAUUUUGUCUAAGUAAGUGUGCAAGGUCCACACUUAAUAUUGGUACCUGUUGAAUUACAUAUAGAUACAGUAUGUUACUUUUUUCUUGUAAAUAAUAGCUUGCAGUGGAACAUUUUUGUGCACUCAACCUGGGAUUUAUUCUCAAAUCCUGUUAUGUCCUUUGCAUUUUAGAAUAUGAAAAUAAAAAGGAAACUUGACAAUUACAA
This is a messenger RNA of Salvelinus fontinalis (brook trout), 3695 nucleotides long. RefSeq names its product kelch-like family member 14 (gene klhl14). The coding region runs from base 630 to 2450 and encodes 606 amino acids. Gene Ontology annotation, molecular function: protein binding. The record is from RefSeq and is a predicted model, not a curated record. Lineage: Eukaryota; Metazoa; Chordata; Actinopteri; Salmoniformes; Salmonidae. The transcript has 9 exons.